Pogonomyrmex barbatus (red harvester ant) is the source of this 958-nucleotide messenger RNA. RefSeq names its product unconventional myosin-VIIa ck (gene ck). The record is from RefSeq and is a predicted model, not a curated record. Lineage: Eukaryota; Metazoa; Arthropoda; Insecta; Hymenoptera; Formicidae. Gene Ontology annotation, cellular component: cytoskeleton; myosin complex. Gene Ontology annotation, molecular function: protein binding; ATP binding; cytoskeletal motor activity.
GUAUAUCAUAUAAGAAAAUCAAUUUAGAUCUAAUGUCUGCGUUAAUACGAAUUCCACACAACUCGCGACUGAAAUUCUUACGUCAUCUUACGGUCAAUCCUCGCUUCUCAUUUUUGCAUAUUAGCCGGACGAGAUAAAAAUCAGCGCCAGGAAUGGAUAUUACUCAAUAACGCGAAUUACUAGUUCAUAUUCAUUAACGUCGCUCGCAAACUAUUCGACGGAAGUGUGACGACACGUUCGCUACCUCGGGCAAUUAUUUAGGUCACGCCCGUAUAUCAUGUAACAGUAGACGGCGAGUAGAAACUCCUCUUCUCUACCGUCUUCUCUACUAGCAAUAAGAAGAAUAAUAAAAGUGUGCCUCUUUAUCCUAUGUGCGCAGGGGGAUUACAUAUGGAUCGAACCAAUCUCAGGACGGGAAUUUGACGUCGCGAUCGGAGCGCGAGUCAUCUCGGCAGAAGGAAGACGUAUUCAAGUAAAGGACGACGACAACAAGGAACAAUGGCUAACACCGGAGAGACGAAUAAAAGCUAUGCAUGCUACUUCGGUGCAAGGUGUAGAAGAUAUGAUCAGUUUAGGAGACCUCCACGAAGCGGGCAUUCUACGAAAUCUAUUGAUACGCUACAAUGAGAAUCUCAUUUACACAUACACGGGCUCCAUCCUGGUCGCCGUCAAUCCAUAUCAAAUAUUGCCUAUUUAUACCGCGGAGCAAAUCAAACUUUACAAGGAUCGUAAAAUCGGGGAGCUGCCACCGCACAUAUUCGCUAUCGGCGAUAACAGCUAUGCGCACAUGAAUCGAUAUGGCCAGGAUCAGUGCAUAGUAAUUAGUGGCGAAAGCGGAGCGGGAAAGACAGAAAGCACGAAAUUGAUUUUGCAAUAUCUAGCAGCGAUUAGCGGAAAACACUCAUGGAUCGAACAACAGAUCUUGGAAGCGAAUCCGAUACUCGAAGGUAAAUUAUGA